GUUCUUGGACAUCAAAGCUGGGGCUUAGGCGCUGUGCUGGGGUCGCGGCGGCGCGGGCGCUGGGGGAGAGGAGUGUGGUCUUCAGCAUAGAGUGAGCUUCUAGUGACACGAGCUGGAGGGAAAGAGGAAGUGCAUCAGGACGGCUCGUCCAAUGGACAAGAAGGGCUGAACUGAUGGAAGGAAUGCUGUUAGCCUGAGACUCAGGAAGACAACUUCUGCAGGGUCACUCCCUGGCUUCUGGAGGAAAGAGAAGGAGGGCAGUGCUCCAGUGGUACAGAAGUGAGACAUAAUGGAAUCAGGCUUCACCUCCAAGGACACCUAUCUAAGCCAUUUUAACCCUCGGGAUUACCUAGAAAAAUAUUACAAGUUUGGUUCUAGGCACUCUGCAGAAAGCCAGAUUCUUAAGCACCUUCUGAAAAAUCUUUUCAAGAUAUUCUGCCUAGACGGUGUGAAGGGAGACCUGCUGAUUGACAUCGGCUCUGGCCCCACUAUCUAUCAGCUCCUCUCUGCUUGUGAAUCCUUUAAGGAGAUCGUCGUCACUGACUACUCAGACCAGAACCUGCAGGAGCUGGAGAAGUGGCUGAAGAAAGAGCCAGAGGCCUUUGACUGGUCCCCAGUGGUGACCUAUGUGUGUGAUCUUGAAGGGAACAGAGUCAAGGGUCCAGAGAAGGAGGAGAAGUUGAGACAGGCGGUCAAGCAGGUGCUGAAGUGUGAUGUGACUCAGAGCCAGCCACUGGGGGCCGUCCCCUUACCCCCGGCUGACUGCGUGCUCAGCACACUGUGUCUGGAUGCCGCCUGCCCAGACCUCCCCACCUACUGCAGGGCGCUCAGGAACCUCGGCAGCCUACUGAAGCCAGGGGGCUUCCUGGUGAUCAUGGAUGCGCUCAAGAGCAGCUACUACAUGAUUGGUGAGCAGAAGUUCUCCAGCCUCCCCCUGGGCCGGGAGGCAGUAGAGGCUGCUGUGAAAGAGGCUGGCUACACAAUCGAAUGGUUUGAGGUGAUCUCGCAAAGUUAUUCUUCCACCAUGGCCAACAACGAAGGACUUUUCUCCCUGGUGGCGAGGAAGCUGAGCAGACCCCUGUGAUGCCUGUGACCUCAAUUAAAGCAAUUCCUUUGACCUGUCCAGUUGACUUUAGUCCUUGUUUCUAACUGCCAAGUCAUGUGCUGAGUAGAGGCUCAGUGGUUGGGGCCCAAUGGUUCAUCUAGGACGGGACUAGAGAGGUCAGUCUACAAGCAAUCCAUUGACCACUUACUUGGUGCUGCACACAAAUGUUGGUGCUAUGGGACCCAAAGAUGAGCAAUUAGUAUUCCAGUCUUCAUUGCCUGUGCUUACAAAAGAAGACCUCACUUCCCUAAACAUCUAGUUAUGGCGGCUCAAGCCCGUACCUGCCUACAGAGAAGUGUCUGCAGUUACUCACUAUUAGUUUCCUAAGGGGGCACUGCUGGCUCCUUCUCUCCCAGGAAUGGGCUUCUCCUAUUCUUUAACUCUUGCCUUCUCCCUGGAGAGGCUACCAAACCCUGGCCUCUGCCGCUGUUCAGGCUGCCAUGUGGGUAUAGCUGUUUGCUAGACUCCACUCUGGCCUCAGGGGCCAGAGAACAGCUGUCCAGCAUUUCUGUUCAUCCCAGCAAUCCAAAAAAAAAUUUUUUUAAGCUACAAAGAUCACUCCAUUUUCAAAUUCAGACUCUGCCACUUAUUAGCUGUUUCUCAUUAGGCAAGUUAUAUAACCUUGCAGUGCCUCACUUUCCUCAUCUAUAAAAUGAGAUUAAAAUAGUCUUUUUAUUAAGAGAAUUAAAGUGAAUUGUGGCCAGGCACUGUGGCUCAUGCCUGUAAUCCCAGCGCUUUGGGAGGCUGAGGCAGACAGAUUGCUUGAGCUCAGAAGUUCGAGACUGGCCUGGGGAACAUGCAAAAACCCUGUCUGUAUUAAAAAUACAAAAAAAUUAGCUAGGUGUGGCGGCAUAUGCCUGUGGUCCCAGCUACUCAGGAGGCUGAAGUGGGAGGAUGGCUUGAGCCCGGGAGGCGGAGGUUGCAAUGAACUGAGAUCGCACCACUGUGUUCCAGACAGAGUGCGAUGCUGUCUCGAAAAAAGUAAAAUAAUAAAUAAAUAAUAAAUAAAAUAAAAUAAAGUGAAUUGUUACAUGUAAA
Homo sapiens (human) is the source of this 2143-nucleotide messenger RNA. RefSeq names its product nicotinamide N-methyltransferase (gene NNMT). Gene Ontology annotation, biological process: nicotinamide metabolic process; NAD+ catabolic process; positive regulation of gluconeogenesis. Gene Ontology annotation, cellular component: cytosol; cytoplasm. Bases 290 to 1084 code for a protein of 264 amino acids. The transcript is spliced from 5 exons. Lineage: Eukaryota; Metazoa; Chordata; Mammalia; Primates; Hominidae. The record is from RefSeq and is marked reviewed. Gene Ontology annotation, molecular function: methyltransferase activity; nicotinamide N-methyltransferase activity; S-adenosylmethionine-dependent methyltransferase activity.